AUGUCCACAAUCCAGAACAUCCACUCUUUCAACCCCUUUGCUGAUGCAAGAAAGGGUGAUGACCUGGUACCUGCUGGCACUGAGGAUUAUAUCCAUAUAAGAAUUCAACAGAGAAAUGACAGGAAGACCCUUACAACUGCCCAAGGGAUUGGUGAGGAUUACAAUAAAAAGAAAAUAAUGAAGGCAUUUAAGAAGAAAUUUGCCUGCAGUGGUACUGCAGAAUAUGGAGAAGUAAUUCAGCUACAGGGUGACCAGCGCAAGAACAUAUGCCAGUUCCUGAUAGAGAUUGGAUUGGCAGAAGACGAUCAGCCGAUGGUUCAUGGGUUUUAA
Messenger RNA from Arvicanthis niloticus (Nile rat), 330 nucleotides. NCBI's taxonomy places the organism in Eukaryota, Metazoa, Chordata, Mammalia, Rodentia, Muridae. The record is from RefSeq and is a predicted model, not a curated record.